AUGAAGGAGACGAAAGGAUUCAGAGUGUACCUGCCUAAGCGUGAGGUCGUGGUGACGGUGCAGCAUGUUAAGACACUAAAAAAAGAGCAGAGUGAGGACGGACGUUACCUGGAAGAUGAACGGCCAAGACCGAAGACACAGAACAACCGUUUACGGAAGGGAAUGACCUUUGCCUGUCGAGCGCACAACGAGUCGUGCAUGUGA
Phytophthora nicotianae INRA-310 is the source of this 204-nucleotide messenger RNA. RefSeq lists its product as hypothetical. The transcript has a single exon. The coding region runs from base 1 to 204 and encodes 67 amino acids. Lineage: Eukaryota; Oomycota; Peronosporomycetes; Peronosporales; Peronosporaceae. The record is from RefSeq and is a predicted model, not a curated record.